ACAUUAACAGUAUUUUCAUAAUAACAAAUACAAGUACUGCGAAUUUUUAAUUUUCCAUUUCUAUUUGAAAAUAUGUCGAUUUUGGAUUGUGGCUCAAAGCUUAACUCGAAUAUUUUGGUAAAAAACUACAUUUUAUUUGUAAGAUAUUCCGACCGUGAGCUAGUCGUGUAGGGUGCUUUCUAAAAUUCAAUCAAGGUAAAACAGACAAUUCCUCCUUUGGUAAGAAAAAUGGAAAAGAGCCAAACCUCUACGGGUGAAACUGAAGGCGAGGAACAAGAUGAACCCUCUUCCUCUUCUAUGCGAGAACAAGUGCAAAAUGCGGCACAUGACCUUGAUUCUUUUAGAGCCAGGUGGAAACAAGAGAUUUAUUCUCAACCUGCAAUCAAAGAACAGGUUGGUGGUAUAAAACCUUUUGUUCCUAAUGAGGAGCAUACAGAGUCAGAGGAUAUUGCUAAAGCAUUGUUUUUAAAAGGAAUUGACCUCGAAAGGUCUGGAAAACUGUAUGAGGCAAUUCAGUGCUACAAAAAAGCAGUUCAGUUGGUCCCGGACAUUGAAUUUAAAUUGGAUUACAGGCCGAAACCUACCGUGACUGAGGUAGAAGAUAAUGAAUUUGAAGAAGUUGAAAAUACUAAUGAAAGCGACAGUUCAGACAAUGAUGAAGUUAUUGAAGACGGACAGCUACUUUCCAGAAUCCAGAAAAAAAUGGCAAAGGCCGGGUACCUAUGUGCGCCUAAGAGUGAACAAUCUGGUACUCACAUAUCUGCUUUACCAUUGGAACUCAUACUGGAAAUAUUAAAAUGGGUGGUUUCUUCUGAUUUGGAUUUAAGAUCCUUGGAGAUGUUUGGAGCAGUUUGCCGCGGAUUCUAUUUAUGCUCUCGAGAUCCCGAAAUAUGGAGACUUGUUUGUAUAAGAAUAUGGGGUUUACACUGUAACCCAAACCCUGACCUUUAUGGUAGCUGGCGUAAUAUGUUUAUAGAAAGGCCCAGAUUGAACUUCAAUGGGUGUUAUAUAAGUAAAACUACCUACAUACGGCAUGGAGAAAACAGCUUUCAAGAUCAAUUUUAUAGGCCGUGGCACUUGGUCGCCUAUUACAGAUAUUUGCGAUUUUUUCCCGAAGGUACUGUUUUGAUGUUAACUUCAGCAGAUGAUCCUGCCGCAUGUGUCAAUCUCUUAAAAACCAGACGUCCAAGAACUCCGGUUAUGAUUGGAUAUUACAGGCUAAACGAUGAUAAAGUGACUUUAGUGGUGGAAAGGCAAGAAUUACAGAAAGGUGCCCAAUCUACAUAUAAGAAAAAUUCUCGGCGAAGAGAAAUUGAUUUGUCUGAACAAACUUUUCACAUGGAACUUCAAAUUCAAACUCAGAAAAAUCGUCGUCACGCAAAGCUGGCCUGGAGUUACUACUCCGUUUUUACAAAGUCAAAGCAAGGGCACGAGAGCACGUGCAAUUUUGACCUCUUAACAAACCGUUUUCCACCGUUGUGGUUUUCCAGGGUCAAAAGUUUCGCCGCUGAAUCAGAUCAACCAUUAAAUUAAGAAGAUUGUAUAUUUUUGUAUGUUAAAUUAAGGUGAGUACUUUCAUAAUCAGAGGUUCUUUUUAAAUAUGAGUAUCAUUUAUUAAUUGAUAUUAAUAAUUUAGGGCUACACUUGGGUGUUUUGGUCUAAUAGUCACUAUUUUUAAAACAAUAAGUUGGGGUUUUGUUGACACCCAAAAUGUAAUUAAAUAUUCCUUGCAUUUUACAAAUGACGAAUAUUUUUUUAUUUGUAAAAAUGAACAUUUCGUCUUUAUGUUUAUCAGAUAAAAUUAUUAUUCUUUAUUGAUGUUAAAUAGGACUAAGCCAUAUUAGAGAUUUACUUACUGUUUAAAAUAAACGAUUGAUGUUAUUAAA
Anthonomus grandis grandis is the source of this 1886-nucleotide messenger RNA. Its product is annotated as F-box only protein 9. NCBI's taxonomy places the organism in Eukaryota, Metazoa, Arthropoda, Insecta, Coleoptera, Curculionidae. The coding region runs from base 229 to 1533 and encodes 434 amino acids. Gene Ontology annotation, cellular component: SCF ubiquitin ligase complex. The transcript is spliced from 9 exons. The record is from RefSeq and is a predicted model, not a curated record. Gene Ontology annotation, molecular function: protein binding. Gene Ontology annotation, biological process: SCF-dependent proteasomal ubiquitin-dependent protein catabolic process.